GAGAGAGAGAGAGAGAGUAUCCUGGGCUGUAAACGCCUCCUCCAAACACAGCUGCUGCAAACCCCAGGAAUUAGCCUUCUGAGAAAGGGAGAGAGAGAGCGCUUUUACGCACGCAUCUCUGCGCCCCGCCGACCUCUCGCUUUGGGUGGAAGAGGGAAAAAUAUCCGACGCAGGGACGGUGCGCGUGUAUUGCGGAAGGAGAUUCGGUGCGCUCUCCCCGCCAACCCCCGCCGACAAGCUCUCCUCGCCACGGCGCUUCAGAGCUCGCCUUCUCGUUGCAAUCGGAUCUGCCUCCUCCCCGCCUCUCGUCGGCGCGCAAAGCCCGCCUCCUGGGGGAAGGAGGGAGGGGAGCGAGCGAGCGAGCGAAAAGUGUGGAGAGGUGGGAUCGUCCGAGGCACAAAUCGGAGAGAGAGAGAGGAAGAAGAAGCUACAGACCGAGGAGAAAAAGGAGCUUCCACGCCGCUUUGGGGACAUGUGUGCGCUGGAGGUGCAGUGAUCGCUGGGAUUUCCCCUUUUUUCCCUUUCCGUUUGAACAAGGAACUUUGCAAGCAAGGGGACACCCACCGUUCCUGCGAUCGUGGUCGGAGGAGAUGGAGGAAAGAGCGCCUGUCGCCAAGAGACCCCUUGCAAGGACUUAAAAAGAAACGGCAAGCCCCCGCAACUUAAGCUUUCUCUCCUUGGUGCAGUAAGUUUGGUUGCGGAGGGGGUGGGGAGGGCUGAAACGCCGAGAGGGUCCUUCUCUCCCGGGUCUUUCCUUCUCCCCGGCGCCACCACCCCUUUUGCCCUGUGGAGUUCGGAAACUGACCAGGAUGGACUUUGGCCGGAAGACCUCCGCUGUUCGGAUGCGAAGCUCUUAACCGGAGUUGAAAGGCGCUAUUUCGCUUUCUUUUGGGGUGGGAGGGUGAGAAGGGGCUGCUAUGCUGCUGCCCCACGUCGAGUGGAUCGGGCCUGUCCCCUUCUGGGGGGCCUCCUGGCGAAAGUUGGGAGCGACGGUGGCCGGGGAAGGGGCUUCGGAAGAGCUGGUUUGACACCAGCCGCUGCCGCCGCCAACAGAAGUAGCCUUCUUCCAGGCAUUUUCCGAGACGCGGGAGCCAGGAGCGCGGUGGGUCGUGGCGCAGCGUCGGCCAGCAUGGGCGCAGCGCGGAGGAACUCCCGUCGGACUCUGGGCAUUAUCUUGCACCUGGUCUGCUCCUGCUACGGCAUCAGCUCCAUCGACAUCGACCGGGCCGGGGACGGGAGGUGCCAGGCCAUCGAGAUCCCCAUGUGCAAGGACAUCGGCUACAACAUGACUCGGAUGCCCAACCUGAUGGGGCACGAGGACCAGCGCGAAGCAGCCAUUCAGCUCCACGAGUUUGCCCCCCUAGUGGAGUACGGCUGCCACGGGCACCUCAAGUUCUUCCUCUGCUCCCUCUACGCCCCCAUGUGCACGGAACAGGUCUCCACGCCCAUCCCCGCUUGCCGGGUGAUGUGUGAACAGGCCCGCUUCAAGUGCUCGCCCAUCAUGGAACAGUUCACCUUCAAGUGGCCCGACUCCCUGGACUGCAGCAAGCUGCCCAACAAGAACGACCCCAACUACCUAUGCAUGGAAGCACCCAACAACGGCUCCGAGGAGCCCCCCAGGGGCUCCAGCAUCCUGCCCCCCAUGUUCCGGCCCCAGAGGCCCCAGAGCGCCAGCCACGACCUGCAGCAGCAGCACAAGGACGGCCUGGGGAGGGCCACUUGCGAGAACCCCGGCAAGUUCCACCACGUGGAGAAGAGCGCUUCCUGUGCCCCGCUCUGCACCGCCGGGGUCGACGUCUACUGGAGCCGCCAUGACAAGCAGUUUGCCGUCAUCUGGAUCGCUGUCUGGUCCAUCCUCUGCUUCUUCUCCAGCGCUUUCACCGUCCUCACCUUCUUGAUAGACCCCCAGCGCUUCAAGUAUCCCGAAAGGCCCAUCAUCUUCUUGUCCAUGUGCUACUGCGUCUACUCGGUGGGGUACAUCAUCCGCCUCUUCUCUGGUGCCGAGAGCAUUGCCUGCGACCGCGACAGUGGGCAGCUCUACGUCAUCCAGGAGGGCUUGGAGAGCACAGGGUGCACUCUUGUCUUCCUUGUGCUCUAUUACUUUGGCAUGGCCAGCUCCUUGUGGUGGGUGAUCUUGACAUUGACUUGGUUCCUGGCUGCUGGGAAGAAAUGGGGCCACGAGGCCAUUGAAGCCAACAGUAGCUACUUCCACUUGGCGGCCUGGGCCAUCCCGGCCGUGAAGACUAUCAUGAUCUUGGUGAUGCGGAGGGUGGCUGGGGAUGAGCUGACAGGCUUAUGCUACGUGGGGAGCAUGGAUGUGAAUGCCUUGACCGGAUUUGUGCUGGUCCCUCUGGCUUGCUACCUAAUCAUAGGCACUUCCUUCAUCCUCUCUGGCUUUGUAGCUCUGUUCCACAUCAGGAGGGUGAUGAAAACUGGUGGGGAAAACACGGACAAGCUGGAGAAACUCAUGGUCAGGAUCGGGGUCUUCUCGGUCUUGUAUACAGUGCCAGCUACUUGUGUCAUUGCUUGCUAUUUUUAUGAGAGGCUGAACAUGGAUUACUGGAAGGUCUUGGCCAUGCAACAGAAGUGCAAGGUGAACAACCAGACCAAACACCUGGACUGCUCGAUGAGCCACUCUAUCCCAGUGGUGGAGAUUUUCAUGGUCAAAGUCUUCAUGUUGCUGGUUGUGGGGAUUACCAGCGGCAUGUGGAUCUGGACCUCCAAGACCUUCCAGUCCUGGCAAAGCGUUUGCAGCCGGAGGCUAAAGAAGAGGACUCGGAGAAAACCAGCCAGCGUGAUUGCAAGUAGCGGACUUUACAAGAAGCCCCAGCACUUGCCCAAAGCCCACCAUGCAAAAUACGAGUCGGCUUUGCAACCCCCGACCUGUGUGUGAGCAGAAUGUAUAAUAAUGGUAGUAAUAAUAAUAAUAAUUUAAAAAAGAACAGCCAUGGAGUGACCCUAUUUUGAAAGACUCACAUGCACUCACAAUAGUGCUUGGAACUAAAGAUUAACAAUAAUAAUGAAUAAAAAAAUUCUUUUUAACAGUGCUAUUGUCAGAUAGACAAAAUAGCCAGUGAAGGGGUAAAACUGAAAUGUUUAAAGUCAAGAUAUGGAGUAUAAAACAAGGGUGAACA
Podarcis muralis (Common wall lizard) is the source of this 3134-nucleotide messenger RNA. RefSeq names its product frizzled class receptor 10 (gene FZD10). Gene Ontology annotation, biological process: non-canonical Wnt signaling pathway; canonical Wnt signaling pathway. The record is from RefSeq and is a predicted model, not a curated record. Gene Ontology annotation, cellular component: membrane. Lineage: Eukaryota; Metazoa; Chordata; Lepidosauria; Squamata; Lacertidae. Gene Ontology annotation, molecular function: transmembrane signaling receptor activity; Wnt-protein binding.